This is a messenger RNA of Corticium candelabrum, 2010 nucleotides long. RefSeq names its product YTH domain-containing family protein 3-like. Gene Ontology annotation, molecular function: mRNA binding; N6-methyladenosine-containing RNA reader activity. Gene Ontology annotation, cellular component: cytoplasm. The transcript has 3 exons. The coding region runs from base 105 to 1763 and encodes 552 amino acids. The record is from RefSeq and is a predicted model, not a curated record. NCBI's taxonomy places the organism in Eukaryota, Metazoa, Porifera, Homoscleromorpha, Homosclerophorida, Plakinidae. Gene Ontology annotation, biological process: mRNA destabilization.
CAUGCCUCGUUCGUCACACUACCGUAGUGUCAUUGCUGGGUGGUUUUUCGUUCUCGGGAGGCACAAGCGCGACACGACAGCCGAGAAGAACGCAAGCGCAGAGGAUGGCAUCCACAGAUAGUCAGGUGUCUGCAUCUGAUGGAUCUCAGCCACAGCAGCAACCCACUCAUACGACAGCGACUUCUCUUCAGCAGCCACUACAGACUCCCGACGGUCCGUCGUAUCUCCACAGCUUGUAUUUUAGUCCGCCGCCGGGGACGUUCCCCGCAUUUCAGUCGUAUCUACCCGGAUUUGGAGUCACCGGAGAUACGACGUGGUCAUCGGCUACCGGAGGCCUGGACUCUGCAGCAACCGCUAGUUUUAUUCAGACCUUUGGCCAGGUCGGUGGUCUGUCGGACCAGCAGUCUUUCAUGACAGACAGAGUGCUCGCCGGUGGAAUGAAUCCGUCGGGGUAUGUGAGCGCAUCGCCAUUUAUGUUCCCGACUGCUGGAAGUACAGAUAUUCUUAGUCACAAUACGUCAUCGUCGGAUGCGUUGUCAUCCGGCUUGCUUCCCAGCUAUAGUGCACCGUUUGGACUUGGUACCGAAGCUUCCAUUCCUAAGAGCAGUACCCAGGGCGAUGUCAGACACAGUGAACAGUUGGUGGGACCUAAAGCUACUAUAAACGGAAUGCAAGAACCGGUGGAGAAAAGUCUUGACGGCUUGACCUUAUCUGAAAACCCUCCUGUAACUAGUGAUGUGAAACCACAGAGUGCCGUGUCUACUCAGUCAUCCGGUGUGAAGUCGUGGGCGUCUAUUGCUGCUAAGCAGCCAACGAAACAGCCCGUGAAGCCACAGCAGAAACCAAGGCAGAAGCUUCCGCCGUCGACUGUGUCUCCGGGGAGUGUAGGCAUUGGGAAUCACCAUCAGAGUGGGUUUGGAAUGGGUUCUGGCAUGCUUGGAGAACACGUUGAUAUUGGUUCGUCACAGCAACAGUCGCAGAACCAAGUGUGGGGAGUGAGGGGAGCACCACCGGCAAACCGCGGACGUGGUUGGAGCAGCCAACGUAGAGUCACCGGAAACGGUCCCGUGAAUACGGGUGGAAAUCCGUCUGUCGUGACCGGUUCUGUGGCCAAUCCGGGAAGUAUGGCAGGUUUGUCUUCCAUAUCGGUGCCGCCCACGCAGCCGGCGGCGAAUGUUCCCGUGUUGGACCAAUUGCGAUCGGCGAAUCAAUACAAUCCUAAGGAGUUUACAUUGAAUCUAAAAAAUGCCCGUUUCUUUGUGAUAAAGAGUUACAGUGAAGACGAUAUUCACCGUUCCAUCAAAUAUUCUAUCUGGACAAGUACUGAGACUGGCAAUCGGCGCUUGGACCAAGCAUGGAAGGAACAGAAGGGCAUUCCAAUGUACUUGCUGUUUUCAGUCAAUGGUAGUGGCCAUUUCUGUGGAGUGGCCCAGAUGAUGAGCGGUGUAGACUACGGCACUGACACUGGGGUUUUCACCCAAGACAAAUGGAAGGGCAAGUUUGAUGUGAAGUGGAUUUAUGUGAAGGACGUUCCGAAUAGCCAGCUGCGUCAUAUCCGUCUCGAAAACAAUGAGAAUAAACCUGUGACGAACUCGAGAGACACGCAAGAGGUACCCAUCGAGAAGGGCAAACAGGUAGUCAAGAUUAUUCACACGUACAAGGCCACGACUUCUAUUUUUGAUGAUUUUGGUCAUUAUGAAAAACGCCAGGAAGAGGAUGAUGCCAGAAAGCGCGUUCGCAAACGUGAUGCAACUAUGGGCUGACAGACUGCCUUUGUCUUGGCUUGUCUUUAGUCAUCAUGUUUAUAUGGACUGUAGCAAUGUUGUCGGUAGAAUGUGGGUAUUUGGUUGUGCUUUUUGUGGUGAAUCUUAUUUACUCUAUUUGCUUCAAUUUCCAGCUAGUAGCUCUUGCUCUUGUGUUUGAUAUUCUUCCUGUGUGUGCGUGUGUGAAAAUGAUGGCAGUAGGUAUGUGUAGUGUUGAAAAUGGCAUGUCACGAUGAUCUACCAUGAA